Harpia harpyja (harpy eagle) is the source of this 962-nucleotide messenger RNA. Its product is annotated as cyclin-dependent kinase 16-like. Lineage: Eukaryota; Metazoa; Chordata; Aves; Accipitriformes; Accipitridae. Gene Ontology annotation, biological process: protein phosphorylation. The record is from RefSeq and is a predicted model, not a curated record. Gene Ontology annotation, cellular component: nucleus; cytoplasm. Gene Ontology annotation, molecular function: ATP binding; protein kinase activity.
GAUUUUGGAGGGACCCAAGAGUUCUGGGGGGCACCCAGAGGUUUGGGGGGGGUCCCAGAGGUUUGUGGGGGUCCCAGGUGUGCGAGAGGAACCCAGGUGUCCGGGCUCCCCCCCCCCAGGGUUCCGCCAUGGACCGGAUGAAGAAGAUCAAGCGGCAGUUGUCGAUGACGCUGCGGGGGGGCCGCGCCCCUGAGAAGAGCCUGGGGGAGCCCCGCGAUGGCCACGGCAGUGACAGCGAGGCAGGGGCAGAGGAGGGGCGGAUGGGUUCGGAUGGGGAGAGUGACCCCCUCGGGACGUCCUCGGAGGAGGUGGCCUCCCCCGUCCGCCUGCGCCUGCGCCAGCACCCGGCUCGCCCUGGUUCCUCCGAGGACAUCAACAAGCGCCUGUCGCUGCCAGCUGACACCCGCCUGCCCGAGGGUGGCCUCGACCGGCUGGGGCUGCCCGGGCCCCUCAGCCGCCGCCUGCGCCGCGUCUCCCUGUCGGAGAUUGGCUUUGGGAAGCUGGAGACCUACGUCAAACUGGACAAACUGGGAGAGGGCACCUACGCCACGGUGUACAAGGGCCGCAGCAAACUGACGGAGAACCUGGUGGCCCUGAAGGAAAUCCGCCUGGAGCACGAGGAGGGGGCCCCUUGCACGGCCAUCCGCGAGGUGUCCCUGCUGCGCGACCUGAAACAUGCCAACGUGGUGACGCUGCAUGACAUCGUCCACACGCCCCAGUGCCUCACCCUCGUCUUUGAGUACCUGGUGAGCGACCCAAAAUCCCCCCCAAAUGCCCUAUGGGCCCCCCCAAAUGCCCCUAGCACCCCCCUAAACCCCCCCCGGGACCCCCCUAACUGUCCCAUUUUCAGGGUUUCCUCCUCCCCUCCCUCCCAUUUCAGGACCGGGGACCUCAAGCAGUACCUGGAUGAUUGUGGCAGCGUCAUCAGCAUGCACAACGUCAAGGAGAAUGCGAAGGAUUAG